This is a messenger RNA of Botrytis fragariae, 504 nucleotides long. RefSeq names its product putative ctr2 long splice variant protein. Gene Ontology annotation, molecular function: copper ion transmembrane transporter activity. Bases 1 to 504 code for a protein of 167 amino acids. NCBI's taxonomy places the organism in Eukaryota, Fungi, Ascomycota, Leotiomycetes, Helotiales, Sclerotiniaceae. Gene Ontology annotation, biological process: copper ion transmembrane transport. The record is from RefSeq and is a predicted model, not a curated record. The transcript is spliced from 4 exons. Gene Ontology annotation, cellular component: membrane.
AUGGAUCAUUCGCAUAUGGAUCACAGCAUGCACGAUAUGGGAAUGGAUAUGGGAGGAGAUAGAUGUAACAUGAACAUGCUCUUCACCUGGGACACCAAUAACCUCUGUAUAAUUUUCCGCUGGUGGCACAUCCGCUCCACCUUCUCCCUCCUCAUUUCGCUCGUUGGCGUCGUCGCCAUCACCGCCGGAUACGAAGGCAUUCGCUCCCUGACCCGUCGCUAUGAAUCCUGGGUCGACAGACAACAAGGUUCCAUAACCCUGGAUGACGUUACUGAAAAUACGCCUUUUCUCUGGGCAGGACGCAAUCAAGAAGAAGUAGGUCAGAGAGCACAUGUUAUCAAGGCUGCGCUGUAUGCUUUCCAGUAUUUUUAUGCAUUUAUGUUGAUGUUGCUUUUCAUGACAUAUAAUGGAUGGGUUAUGAUUGCAGUAGGAGUUGGUGCAUUUGUGGGUUUCUUGAUAUUUGGAAAGAAUACUUCGGCUGCGAAAGAGACGGCAUGUCAUUGA